Messenger RNA from Melanaphis sacchari, 2312 nucleotides. Its product is annotated as lachesin-like. The transcript is spliced from 8 exons. Gene Ontology annotation, cellular component: neuron projection. The record is from RefSeq and is a predicted model, not a curated record. Bases 1186 to 2268 code for a protein of 360 amino acids. Lineage: Eukaryota; Metazoa; Arthropoda; Insecta; Hemiptera; Aphididae.
CAUCAUAAUAGACAACAAGUACGCGAGAUAUCGGCUCAUCAACUAAACAAGUUUUCAAUGUUUUCAUAUCUAACUUCGUCGUUACAUGUUAGCAAAAUAGCAAUAAUGAACAAACUCAACAAACAGCCUACAGGCCCAACUACAGGUUGCGUCGGUAGUCUGUAUGUUUCAGCUUGCUAUUGUGUCGAAAAUACAAAUUAACCACCGUGAAAAUUGUACUUUUUAUUACAUAAUAAAUUAAUAACAUGUCUGACACUCAUUUGUCACCACCCGAGCUUUUUGGAGACGAACACAUUUGCAGUACUAUAACGACGAUGAAACAGUGCUGUGGUGAUGUACUGUUAAAUCGACACAGAGCUAAAGAUGGAUUACAAUCUGCAUGAGACUUCACCAUUAUUUCUGAUUGUGGCAGUCACUUGCAGCAGAUCACUGAACGUUCAUGUAUAUACAUUAAACAUAAUGCACGUUAGUUAUUUAUAGAUAAUUAAGAUCAUAGAUCAACACACAAUGCAAUUUGGAACAGUUAAUUGGAACCUUUUAACAUUGAGAUCAAUAAAUUAAAAUUCAAGGUGGAAACUACCAAAUGGUACACUGUUAAUGACAAAGAUCUACAUUAGUUUAUCACAACUCCUAGGAAAAUAAUUAACAGUUGCAAUACAAUUCAAUCAAUAUAUUAAAACUAUGACAUCAGACAUUCUGCACUAUUGUAAAGUGACUAAGGGUCCGAGAUUCGAGAACAGAACAAUAAAUGCUUGACGUUUGAUUUAUAAAUCAAAGUCUGAAGAUGUUAAAUAUAUCGUUAGUUGUUACUUGUUAGUUGUUAGUUCCUUAAUCAUUACAGGCGUUAUUAACGUUAAUACUAAAUUACUAAAUGUCUUAAUUACAGUACUGCCACUGUGACAUUAUGAAUUACUGUGAAUGUUACAUUUUAGAACCCCUACCUAAUCACCAACUCCAAAUUGGCGAAUGCCGAAUGCAAAAACGAUGCUCCUUGUUCAAAUGACAAACGCACGUUAGCCAGACGAUGUAAUUCACACUAUCUCCGCCGCCUUGUUAUUGCGGCAAAACAGCAUCUUAUACAUUUUCGCAUUCUACUGAAGUAAAAAACGUUUAAUUACUAAUUUUUUUUCUCGUCAGUUCAGUGUUUGUCAAUAACCAGGAUUUCCGUUAUUUCAAUUAUCCGAGAUGAAUGUCUAUGGAAUCUUCUACUUGUUCAUGUUGUGCAUCAACUUUGUUUAUUCUCAAAGGACGCCAAUUAUAGCACAUAUCACACAAAAAAGUAUAACAGAUAUUGGUGAAACGGUUAACUUGACAUGUACAGUCUUUUAUGCUACAGAAUUUAGUAUUUUGUGGGUUAAGGUUGACAAAGAAAGAUCUAUUGAACCUGUUAUAUUUUCAAAUAGAAAUUCACUGAUCAUUAAAGAUUCAAGAUUAUCAUUGAGUCAAGACAAAGAUAUCGAUAGUUACACAUUACAGAUUAAUGAUAUCCAAGAAACUGAUGCUGGUUUCUAUCGUUGUGAAGUUAUACUUGGAAUAAGUAAUAAAAUAACAGCUGAUACUGAAUUAAUAGUACGUAGACGUCCAUUUAUUUCUGACAAUUCAACUAGAUCGUUAGUUGUUAAAGUAGGUCAACCAGUGAAACUAGAAUGUUAUGCCAGUGGAUACCCUAGUCCAUUAAUUUCCUGGAAGCGAGCAAACAAUGCAAUUUUAGCUAAUGGUGUAUCAAUAUAUAGAGGUAACAUUUUGGAAAUUUCGGCCAUAACAAAAGAAGAUCGUGGAACCUAUUACUGUGUAGCUGAAAAUGGUGUCGGAAAAGGUGCAAGGCGUAAUAUUGCCAUAGAGGUAGAAUUUUCUCCAGUUAUAACUGUUCCUAAACCUCGUUUGGGACAGGCUCUACAAUAUGACAUGGAUCUCGAGUGUCAUGUUGAAGCUUAUCCUCCACCAGCUGUCAUCUGGUUAAAUAAUGGAGUACAAUUAUCCAAUAAUCAACAUUACAGAAUAUCACAUUUUGCUACCACUGACGAAACAUCAGACACUACAAUACGAAUCAUUACAAUUGAAAACCGUCAAUAUGGGGAUUAUAUCUGCAAAGCGUCAAAUAUAUUAGGAACUGCUGAAGUUACAGUUACUCUUUACGAAACUAUAAUACCAGUAUGUCCACCAGCCUGUGGCCAAUUAUUAUCACACUCAAAAAACUCUGCUAUCAAAAUUUCAAGUGUUAAUGUCUUAAUUGCUUCCUAUUUAUUUUUUGUUUAUCUUAAUUUUUAAAUUAAUUCAUCAUUUAAAAAACAAUUUAUUAAGGAGUUAAAACC